Astyanax mexicanus (Mexican tetra) is the source of this 1923-nucleotide messenger RNA. RefSeq lists its product as uncharacterized. Gene Ontology annotation, biological process: regulation of neuroinflammatory response. NCBI's taxonomy places the organism in Eukaryota, Metazoa, Chordata, Actinopteri, Characiformes, Acestrorhamphidae. The record is from RefSeq and is a predicted model, not a curated record. The transcript has 7 exons. Gene Ontology annotation, molecular function: signaling receptor activity. The coding region runs from base 445 to 1260 and encodes 271 amino acids.
GGUUCAGGGUGCCGGAAGUGGGUAUUAUUGCAGGGUCGCAUGAAACAGGCAUUAUAAAAGUGUUGCAUGAAAAACACAUUUUAUAAAUAAAGGGAUGCCUGUGAGGGCAUUACAGUGCUGAAAAAAGGCUAAAAACUCUAAAGUAACAAACAUGCUGGAACAGAAACUGAGGAACUAAGCAGAUCAAUCAGUUUCAGAAUAAGUUUAAGGUCAGUAUUUAGACCCUUCUGACUUUCACGUAAGCUCUUGUACGGGAACAGGAAGACUCUUCUGACUGUGCCUAGCACCAUCACAGCAAAAUCUUCUGAGGUGGUUUGGGUUUCCUGGACAUACAAGUGCCAUGUGACUUCAAGAAGCUGCACAAAAAGAAACAAAAAGAAUAGCUAGUUAAAGAAAAGAGAAGUAAGAGGAAUACAACCAUUCAGCUUUUAGCUCUGGAGAGUCAUGGAGAAUAUGUGGAUGUUGGGAGCCGUGCUGGUUCUGGCUGUCUGUCUCACCUCAGGAGAAGCGGUCAGAAUGUCUUACAAAACAACUUCUGAAAAUCUUGAAGGUUCCAGGAAUGAGAGUGUUGAAGUGGGCACCAACAUAACUUUACUCUGUACCAAUAAAAAGGUAGCAUGGGAUGAGAUGAUUUAUGUAAUCUGGAAAAUCUACUCACAAGAGAGGAACUGUACAAUCUCUAUGGCCUCAAAUGACGCUGCCUAUGAUGACUGUAAUGAUGGAAAGUGGAUCAGUGAAAGUGAAAACUACAGCCUGAUCUGCCCUCAUUUUUCAAUCCAAAAUGAAGGCCAUUACAUCUGUGACAUGUCUUACCAAGUCGGGGGCUAUAUGGAAUCAAUUCUUGUGUCUUCAUAUGUCCAUCCGACACUGACUGGCUGGCUGGAAAAGGAUGAAGAUGGUCAAACUUUUGCCGUCUGUGAAGCACAGAGUAAACCUGCAGCUUCCAUUUACUGGGAAUCCCAGUGGAACGUCUCCUCACUCAGAACGAGCUCAUCUAAAAACGACAGUGGACUUUUCACAGUGACGAGCCGUUUACAGCUUCCUCAUGAUGCAUCUUACAACAAUCUGACCUGUGUGGUCUCUGCCAGCCCCUCCAACUACUGGAAAGAGGUUCAAUUCAACACCUUCCAGUGUUCGGUCUCUUUUCAGGUUAUUGAGCGCUCUUUAAUUUGUCUUGGUAUUUUUGCCUUUUUCAUCGUAAAGCUUCUGAUCAUCCUUGGCCUAGUUUUGUUCAUUAAACAAUGCUGCCAGCACAUCUGAAAUCUCAACACCAAGGGAAGAGAACAACCCCAAAGAAUAUGAAGAAGAGGAAAAGCGAAAAGUGGCUUGUAUGUGAAUGUUGACCAACUUAUGACCUGAUUUAGACCUGAGAUUUAAGACUUACAAAAGUGCAGUGUUUAAAGGAAGUGGAGAAGUGACUCAAAAAGGGAUGUGAACUUCCUGCAGGUCUGGAUAGCAGGGCCAUUUCUCAUUACAGAGGACACAAGUUUGGUCUUUCGUACUUGGUCACUAUGGACUUGGAAAGUUGGACUUUCAGGAGUGCAUACUCCUGAGGAUGGGAGGACUCUGGACUUUUUUGACUUUCUUAACAAACAAACUACAUAUCUGAUGUCUAAACCACUACAUUCUCUCCUAAAAAUAACUUCAAACUUUAUUUUUUCACACAGCAGUACUGUUUUAAAAACGUAUUAAAACUAACAAGUAUGUACUUUUUUUGGGCUACUUUUAAAAAUUACAGCGACCGCCAAAACACACACACAAAAAAAGUGGCCGUUGCCUUGGAUGUUACGUCAACCUAGCGGCAAAUGUGAACAAGUCCACACUAAAAUCCAUCUUCCAAGAUUGAUUACAACAAUUAAACCAGGAGAUCAUAGGGACAUAAAGGAGGACAGAGUGAAAAGGAGAGAGAGAGAGAGAUAUACA